GUUGUUCUCAACAGCCAUCUUGCCGUCUUCGAAGGACCUGUUGUCGACUCUUUUCUGCUAUCUUGCAGAUUCAGACGAAUUCAUUAACGCUUCCGCCAGUUGCGCGGUUUGCUGAGUUCCGCUUGACCCGUUUUUGUGAACAAUUUCCAUCUUUUUUUUUGUUCCUUUUCACCAGGCACUCGUGGUUCCUUUGAACCCGCAAAAAGUGGUCAAAACUCCACCACUACCCCCACAAUCGCAUUGACGACAUCGCAUUCGCGUUAAUUCACGUCUUGGACUUCUUUCGGCACCAUUUUCCGACCUCGUCAUUGCACUGCUGAUUUUUACGCGUUUUUAUUCUCCUUAUUCCUUUUGUUGCAACCAUGUUGGGCCAUCAGUUCGCGUAUUCGGCCGCUCCCAUUCGCAAAGUGAAGGAGGUCCAGUUUGGUAUCUUAUCACCAGAGGAAAUUAAAGCAUACUCGGUGGCGAAAGUGGAGCAUCCAGAGGUUAUGGACGAGACAACGCACAAACCUAAGAUGGGUGGUCUAAUGGAUCCUCGCAUGGGAACCAUCGACCGCAAUUUCAAGUGCCAGACAUGUGGAGAGGGAAUGUCAGAAUGUCCUGGUCAUUUUGGCCAUAUCGAGUUGGCGAGGCCGGUCUUUCACCCAGGUUUCAUCAUUAAAGUAAAGAAGAUCCUGGAAUGUAUCUGCGUAAACUGUGGAAAGCUAAAAGCCGACAUCUCCGAUCCCAAUUUCGCCGACAAGAUCCGCCAUAUUCGCGAUCCCAAGGCACGCAUGGCCGUUGUAUGGGCGCACUGCAAGACCAAGAUGACCUGUGAGACUGACGAGCCAAAGGAAGAUGGUGCUGAGGGAGAUGCGGAUGAGCCCAAGAAAGGUCAUGGUGGAUGUGGUCAUAUACAACCGGCCAUUAGGAAAGAAGGCUUGAAGCUUUUCGUCCAAUACAAAAGACCCAAAGAUGAGGAUGAGGAUGUGAAAUCGAUGCAGCCUGACAAGCGGCUGAUCACUCCAUCUGAGGUUUACACGACGUUCAAGAAGAUGUCGGACUCCGACCUUCAUCUCAUAGGUCUUUCGGAUGAGUACGCUCGUCCUGAGUGGAUGAUUCUCACGGUUAUGCCUGUCCCGCCUCCUCCUGUCCGUCCAAGUAUAGCAGUUGACGGCGGGGCUAUGCGGAGCGAAGAUGACUUGACCUACAAGCUUGGUGAGAUCAUCAAGGCGUCCGCACAUGUACGGCGGUGUGAGCAGGAAGGCGCGCCCGCGCACGUCAUUAGCGAGCAUGAACAUCUACUCCAGUUCCACGUUGCCACCUAUAUGGACAACGAUAUUGCCGGUAUUCCUCAAGCGUUGCAGAAAUCUGGACGUCCAGUGAAGGCUAUCCGUGCACGGCUAAAGGGCAAAGAGGGGCGUUUGCGUGGUAACCUGAUGGGCAAGCGUGUAGACUUCUCUGCACGUACGGUCAUUACAGGCGAUCCUAACCUGGAGCUGGACGAAGUAGGUGUUCCUCGGAGCAUCGCCAUGAAUUUGACCUAUCCCGAGCGAGUGACGCCAUAUAAUAUCGCAUACCUUCAAGAACUGGUGCGCAACGGCCCGACAACAUACCCCGGUGCACGCUAUGUCGUGAGAGAUACUGGCGAACGUAUUGAUCUGCGCUAUAACAAGCGUGCAGACGCAUUCCUGCAAUAUGGGUGGAUCGUCGAGCGGCAUCUAAAAGAUGGAGACUUCGUGUUGUUCAACCGGCAACCAAGUUUGCACAAGAUGAGUAUGAUGAGCCAUCGAGUGAGGCUGAUGCCAUACUCUACCUUCCGACUGAAUCUAUCCGUGACGCCUCCAUAUAACGCCGAUUUCGACGGCGAUGAAAUGAACAUGCACAUUCCACAGAGCGAAGAAACACGUGCCGAACUGUCACAAAUAGCGUGGGUUCCCCGUCAGAUCAUCUCGCCACAAGCCAAUAAACCCGUCAUGGGCAUUGUGCAAGACACGCUUUGUGGGAUCCGCAAGUUUACGUUGCGAGAUACGUUCCUGGACUGGAACCAGGUUCAGAACAUCUUGUUGUGGGUCCCUGGCUGGGAUGGCAAUGUACCAAUACCCGCUAUCAUCAAGCCUAAACCCAUGUGGUCCGGGAAGCAGAUUCUUAGCAUGGUGAUCCCUCGCGGUAUCAAUAUUCAUCGGGCCCCAGAUCCCAAGUCUUCGAACCCCAUCUUCGACGACGGUAUGUUAAUUGAGAAUGGUGAAAUCAUUUUUGGUGUUGUCGAGAAGAAGACUGUGGGCGCUUCUCAAGGAGGUUUGGUGCACGUCGUCUUCCGCGAAAAGGGCCCGGAGGCUACUCGUGACCUCUUCACGGGCAUCCAGAUGGUCGUGAAUUUCUGGCUAUUCCACAAUGGAUUCAGUAUCGGCAUCGGUGACACUGUUGCUGGUCCCAAGGUCAUGGGUUUCAUAACGCAGCGUAUUAGCGAGAAGAAGCAGUUGGUUGCAGAAAUCAUCGAUGACGCAUAUCACGACCGGCUGAAGGCGCUACCCGGUAUGACUAUCCGGGAGUCGUUCGAGAGCAAGGUAGAGCGCGAACUCAAUCGCGCUCGUGAUGACUCCGGUCAGUACGCGCAGAAGAACCUGAAGGACGACAACAACGUGAAGCAGAUGGUCACAGCUGGUUCCAAGGGUUCAUACAUUAACAUCUCGCAAAUGUCUGUUUGUGUCGGGCAGCAGAGUGUUGAAGGUCGUCGUAUCCCAUUCGGGUUCCGUCAUCGUACUCUUCCUCAUUUCACCAAGGACGACUUCAGCCCGGAGGCACGUGGCUUCGUCGAGAAUUCUUAUCUGCGAGGGUUGACGCCGCAGGAGUUUUUCUUCCAUGCCAUGGCUGGAAGAGAAGGUCUUAUUGAUACGGCUGUCAAGACGGCAGAGACCGGCUACAUCCAGCGUCGUCUCGUCAAGGCAUUGGAGGACGUCAUGGUUCACUAUGAUGGCACAGUUCGCAACUCGCUUGGAGAUCUCAUUCAGUUCGUAUAUGGCGAAGACGGUAUGGAUGGCGCAUUCAUCGAACGCCAAAAGAUCGAGACUUUUGGUCUUGACAAUGAAGCCUUUGAGCACAACUAUCGCGUUGAUGUCACGGACGGCAAGAGUGGAUUCCUGCCAAAUACCCUGCAGAUCGGUGUGGAUGACAGCUCUCUGGAGCUACAGAUGAAGUUGGAUGAAGAAUACAACGAGCUUCUAAACGACCGCCGUCUUCUACGAGAAUUCAUAUUUCCUCAGGCUGACGGCCUGAAUCCUCAUUAUCUGCCUGUCAACCUUCAUCGCAUUAUUCAGAACGCCACGCAAAUCUUCCACAUUGACAAGCGGAAGCCGAGUGAUCUGGAGCCGGCCUACAUCGUUGAGGCUGUUCAGCAGCUGAACAAUCGCUUGGCUGUCGUGGUUGGUGACGAUCCGCUGACAAGAGAAGUCCAAGCCAACUCAUCGCUCACAUUCCGCAUGCACGUCCGUGCCACCAUGGCUACUCGCCGCGUACUCGAACAGUUCCAUCUUACCAGGGAGGCAUUUGACUGGGUCAUUGGUGAAGUGGAAGCCAAGUUCAACCAGUCGUUAGUGAACCCAGGAGAGAUGUGCGGCACACUUGCUGCUCAGUCGAUCGGUGAACCAGCUACGCAGAUGACGCUCAAUACGUUCCAUUAUGCCGGUGUCUCCAGUAAGAAUGUGACACUCGGUGUCCCGCGUCUGAAGGAGAUUAUCAACGUUGCUACCAAAAUCAAAACACCUUCCCUCACUGUCUACCUCGAACCUGACGUUGCUGAAGAGAGUCUGCUUGCCAAGAACGUGGAGCAAGAGCUCGCAUAUACCUCAUUGCGUACCGUGACGGCAGCCGUGGAGAUCUGGUAUGACCCAGACCCAAGCUCCACCAUCAUCGAGGAGGACUCCGUCUUCGUGGAGUCAUUCUUUGCCAUUCCCGACGAGGAGAUUGAGUCCAAGCUGCAUCUGCAGUCGCCAUGGCUCCUUCGUCUCGAGCUCGAUCGUGCUAAAAUGAUUGAUCGCAAGCUCACCAUGGCUUAUGUUGCCGGUCGGAUCGCGGAGAGUUUCAAAACUGAUCUCUUCGUCAUUUGGAGCGAAGAUAACUCGGAGAAGCUCAUUAUCCGUUGCCGUGUGCUCGGCGGUGGUGACAAAGAUGACGACGGUCUAGGAACUGUAGAAGAAGACAUCUUCUUGCGCCAGCUUGAAAACACUAUGUUGAAUUCUGUGAGCUUGCGCGGGGUUCCUGGCAUCCAAAAAGUCUUUUUGCAGCAGCACGACAAAGUAUAUACCGACAAGACAGGCGCCAUCAAGACAAAGAAGGAGUGGGUGCUGGAGACGGACGGUAUCAAUCUCAAGACUGUCAUGUGCAUCGAUAGCGUCGACUUUACACGUACGUAUUCGAACAGCUGCGUUGAAGUUUUCAACGUGCUGGGCAUUGAAGCAGCCCGCGCUGCUAUUAUGAAGGAGUUGCGCGGGGUCAUCGAAUUUGACGGCUCCUACGUCAACUACCGCCAUCUUGCUCUCCUUUGCGAUCUCAUGACGCACCGAGGUUCUUUGAUGGCAAUCACCCGUCACGGGAUCAAUCGUGCUGACACCGGAGCACUCAUGCGAUGUUCAUUCGAGGAGACGGUGGAGAUUCUCAUGGAAGCAGCUGCGGUCGGCGAGAAGGACGACUGUCAUGGCAUCGCCGAGAAUGUCAUGUUCGGCCAGCUAGCGCCAAUGGGUACUGGUGCCUUUGAUGUGGCUCUCGACAUUGACAUGUUGAAGGACGCUAUUGUUGAUCAUCGUCUGCCAGUCCAAAAUAUGCUAGCAGCACAGGCAGAUGGUGGUAUGACACCAGGACAAGUGGCAAUGACGCCAUAUGAUACAAAUUCCCCUGCAUGGUCAGAAGGCAAUUUCAAAGGAGAAUCAGCCGCAUUUUCUCCUCUCGCUGUCAACGGCGGCGAGGAUCCCGCAAACUUCUCUUUCCUUGGAUAUGGGCAAAGUCCUCUUGGCGCCGGAGGCAUGUCACCUGCAGGGCCUGGGUACAGCCCCAGUUCUCCCAAUACAUACUCGCCGACAUCACCGUAUGUCCCACAAUCACCGUUUGGCGGCGCUACAUCACCUUUUGGCACAUCUCCGUAUGCUACUUCUCCCUUCUACGACCGCGGCAGAGGACCAACAUCACCGACGUAUUCGCCGACAUCUCCCGCACUCAAUCUCACGUCUCCAGGAUAUUCACCGACGAGCCCACGCUAUUCUCCUACUUCUCCGUCAUUCUCUCCCACAUCGCCGCGCUACAGUCCACAAUCUCCAUCAUUCUCCCCCACGUCACCGCGUUACUCUCCCACCAGUCCCUCCUUCAGCCCUGCUUCUCCGCGUUCACCUGCCCAAAUGUCCCCUUCCUCACCAAAGUAUUCUCCCACUUCACCAGUAUCCCCCUCGUCUCCAAAAUACUCUCCCACAUCCCCUACAUACUCGCCAGCUUCACCUGCAUAUUCCCCUGCUUCUCCCGCCUAUAGCCCGACGUCACCCCAAUGGUCGCCUUCAAGUCCAGCACAGAACGGCCGCAGUCACUCGUACAGCACGUCACCGUCCUGGGAGUAAGACCAUUGUUCCAUGUCUGGUGUCCGUCCCAUGCGUUGGCGUUAUUAUCUAGCACGUUUCUUUUCUGUCAAGCACUCCAUGUAGAUUAAGCACAUUUUACUAUACAAAGCUAGAUAUGCCUAUUAUUGCGUCCCUCUCAA
This is a messenger RNA of Suillus discolor, 5719 nucleotides long. Its product is annotated as DNA-directed RNA polymerase II subunit RPB1. Gene Ontology annotation, cellular component: RNA polymerase II, core complex. The record is from RefSeq and is a predicted model, not a curated record. The coding region runs from base 363 to 5579 and encodes 1738 amino acids. Gene Ontology annotation, biological process: transcription by RNA polymerase II. Gene Ontology annotation, molecular function: DNA binding. NCBI's taxonomy places the organism in Eukaryota, Fungi, Basidiomycota, Agaricomycetes, Boletales, Suillaceae. The transcript is spliced from 15 exons.